Sphenostylis stenocarpa is the source of this 1569-nucleotide messenger RNA. The record is from the annotation of a GenBank genome assembly. NCBI's taxonomy places the organism in Eukaryota, Viridiplantae, Streptophyta, Magnoliopsida, Fabales, Fabaceae.
AUGCCGGUUGACUUGGACAAUGUUUCCACAGCUUCAGGGGAAGCUAGCGUGUCUUCCUCUGGCAAUCAGACAGUGCCCCCAAAACCCACUACAAAGAAGAAGCGAAACCUUCCAGGAAUGCCAGAUCCGGAUGCGGAGGUGAUUGCUCUGUCUCCGAAGACCCUGAUGGCGACGAACCGGUUCGUGUGUGAAAUAUGCAACAAGGGGUUUCAGAGGGACCAGAACCUUCAGCUUCAUCGGAGGGGUCACAAUCUUCCGUGGAAGCUGAGACAGAGGUCAAGCAAGGAGGUGAGGAAGAGGGUGUACGUGUGUCCCGAACCGACGUGCGUUCACCACGAUCCUUCCAGAGCGUUGGGGGAUCUCACGGGGAUUAAGAAGCACUUCUGCAGAAAACACGGCGAGAAGAAGUGGAAAUGCGACAAGUGCUCCAAGAAAUACGCGGUUCAAUCCGAUUGGAAGGCUCACUCCAAGAUUUGCGGUACCCGAGAGUAUAAAUGCGAUUGUGGCACUCUCUUCUCAAGGAGGGAUAGCUUCAUCACGCAUAGGGCUUUUUGUGAUGCGUUGGCUGAGGAAAGUGCGAGAUCUCAGCCUCAGACUGUUGCAAAGGCUAGUUCCGAGUCAGAUUCGAAAGCUGUGACCGGUGAUUCAUCGCCUCCGGCGGCGGCGGCGUUGGCGGCUCCUCCUCCACCGCCAGCUGCACCUACGGCUAGUUCUCAGUCAAACAGUGUAGUUGUAUCGUCGUCUACUUUGCAGACACAAAAUCCAGAGUUGCUAGAAAAUGCCCCACAAGUCAUAGAAGAACCGCAGGCCAAUCCUGCUGUCAGUGGAAGCUGUAGCAGCACCAGUACCAGCACCAGCAGCUCAACAAGCAACAGCAAUGGUGGUGCUAGCAGCAGUGUAUUUGCAAGCUUGUUUGCUUCAUCAACAGCAUCCGCAACUGCAAGCCUCCAAUCUCAAACACCAGCAUUCACUGACCUAAUCAGGGCCAUGGGGCAUCCAGAUCAUGCUGCAGACCUCUCAAGACCAUCAUCUUCGGAGCCCAUUUCUCUGUGCCUUGCUACCAAUCACGGAGCAUCCAUUUUUGGGACAGGAGUGCAGGAGCGCCGUCAAUAUGCCCCACUGCCACAGCCAGCCAUGUCUGCUACUGCUUUGCUACAGAAAGCCGCCCAGAUGGGUGCAGCUGCCACAAAUGCCUCUUUUCUUCGUGGAUUAGGCAUAGUAUCAUCUGCGUCAACCUCAUCAGGUCAGCAAGAUAGUUUGCAAUGGGGUCAGCAACCAGGGGAACCAGAGGGUGCCUCAGUUCCUUCAGGUCUUGGACUAGGGCUUCCCUGCGACAGCAGCUCUGGACUAAAGGAGUUAAUGAUGGGGACUCCCUCUAUGUUUGGUCCAAAACAGACCACCCUUGAUUUUCUCGGGCUGGGGAUGGCUGCCGGGGGCACCCACGGUGGAGGCUUAUCUGCUCUCAUCACCUCAAUUGGUGGCAGUCUGGAUGUUACUGCUGCAGCAGCAGCAGCAGCAUCCUUUGGUAGUGCAGAAUUCCCUAGCAAAGAUAUUGGGAGGAGUACUUGA